This is a messenger RNA of Zingiber officinale, 3914 nucleotides long. RefSeq names its product replication factor C subunit 1-like. Gene Ontology annotation, molecular function: ATP binding; DNA clamp loader activity; ATP hydrolysis activity. Gene Ontology annotation, cellular component: DNA replication factor C complex; nucleus. The transcript has 23 exons. Lineage: Eukaryota; Viridiplantae; Streptophyta; Magnoliopsida; Zingiberales; Zingiberaceae. The record is from RefSeq and is a predicted model, not a curated record. The coding region runs from base 724 to 3657 and encodes 977 amino acids. Gene Ontology annotation, biological process: DNA replication; DNA repair.
ACCGACUGUUUGAUACAUAUAAUUAAACAUAUAACAAAUUAAAGACGUAAAAUGUUUACAACUAUAACAUUUUCUUUUAUGAUAAUCAAUAGAAUAUACGACAAAAAGAAUAACAAAGAAGAACGUAGGAGGACCCUCUUAAUUAAUGAGUAUUAUUUUCCGAGUUCGAGUUUGUCUAAAAAAGAUAUUGUUAAAUAAUUUGACAGAUAAGAUAAAAGAGGAAGAAGUAUUUUGUAUUUAUGGUUUUUAAAUAUCAAGACUAAAACAUAAUAUUUUAAAUUAUCAAGGGUAAAAUAAAAAAAAUUAACUACGAGGGGAGAAAAUGCAAUUUAAUCAGGAACAGCAAGGCCCGCAACCGGCUCGUACAGUCGUACUACUUAAGCCGGCUUAGACCGCAGGGCCGUCGUAGGAAAUAAUCAAAACUCGAGCUCCUAAAAGUCAAUUGCCCUUAAAUCUUUACCCUUCGCUUCUGCAAUCCACCUGACCAGAGUUCGAGACCAAGAUCUCGCGGUCCGCACACGAUCUGAAUCUAGCGAUGUCGCAUGCCAUUCUGCUGUCUCUUCAAGAACCCUAGUUGUUGUUUUAGACCGUCUCCACCAAAUCUUGCGCCUGCUUUCGUCGUCGUUGAAAAAUCCUCAAGAUCAGUCGCCAGGGUCAUAUUCGUGUUAAAGGUCUGAUCUUUAGAGGCCUUUCGGAAUUGGUGAUUGAAUCUCUGAUAAAGAAAUGUCGUCCGAUAUAAGGAAAUGGUUCAUGAAGCAACAUGACAAAGGGGCUACAGCAUCAUCAAAGCCUGCUGUGGCUAGUCAAAAAACACCUAAUUCUCCAAAUACAGAGAAACCGAAUCCGGUCCAGGUAACUCAAGAAAAUUCAGAGAGAAGAAAAACUAGCAAAUAUUUUGCACCUUCUUCUAAGGAAGUGAACCCUCAGACAAUUAUAAAAGAAGAAAAAGUAGCAGCCAAAACACCAUCAAAAAGGAAGCCCCAAAAAUCUAGUGAAGAUAUUGCAGAGGACUCUAAGCCUACAUUGCCAAAGAGGUCUAAGACAGUUGAUGAUGACCAUGAUGACUUCAUGCCAUCUAGUAAUGUUAAGAAAUCUCCUAAGCCAGACAAGAAAAUGAAGAAUAGCUCAGUAACUCAGAUGACUAAGAGUUCUCAUAAAGUUGGUGAUAACCUUGAUGAUGAGAUAAAUGAUAAGGAUCCUGAAACUCCUGUUAAAGCUGGUGGAAGGGGCAAAGGUGGAAGAGGUUCUGGAUCUAUGACUGCAGGGAGAGGGAGAGGAGCUGGUAGAGGUGGGUUUAUGAAUUUUGGAGAGAGGAAAGAUCCUCCACACAAAGGAGAGAAGGAAGUUCCAGAAGGUGCUCCUGAUUGUUUAGCUGGUCAGACAUUCGUCCUAAGUGGCACACUUGACAGUUUGGAACGUGAGGAGGCUGAAGAUCUAAUUAAACGCCAUGGUGGUAGGAUCACCAGUGCUGUCAGCAAAAAGACGAGUUUUCUUUUAGCUGAUGAGGAUGUUGGUGGGAGGAAAUCUUCAAAAGCCAAGGAGCUAGGUAUCCCAUUUCUCACUGAGGAUGGAUUAUUUGAUAUGAUUCGGAAGUCGAAGCCUGCUAAAACACCAAAGAAGGAAGAGCAAAAUAAGAAAACCUCAGAAAAGAUGCACAUCCCAUAUACUACAAGUAGCCCUAGCAAAGUUGAAAUAAGAAAUGAUCAAGCUAGUGCUCUAGGAAGAAAAGAAGUUGCAAAAGGUGUUAAACCAUGCAUCUACCCUGAUAAACGAAAAACUAAAUCUGGUGUUCAGAGUCCAUUGACGUGGACUGAUAAAUAUCGCCCGAAGGUUCCAGCUGACAUCAUUGGCAAUCAGUCAAUUGUUAAACAACUUCAUGACUGGUUAAUGCACUGGGAUGAUCAAUUUUUGCAUGCUGGUCAAAAGGUAAAAGGAAAAAAACUAUCAGACUCUGGAUCUAAAAAAGCUGUCCUUCUAAGUGGAUCACCUGGAAUUGGUAAAAGCACUUCUGCAAAGUUGGUUAGUCAGAUGCUUGGUUUCCAGGCUGUUGAGGUUAAUGCAAGUGAUAGUCGUGGUAAGGCAGACACCAAAAUCGUUAAAGGAGUUGGUGGUAAUACAUCAAAUUCUAUCAAAGAACUUGUUAGCAAUGUGGCUUUGGAUUCUGGCCUAGACUGGUCAAAGCCACCAAAAUCUGUGUUAAUCAUGGAUGAGGUUGAUGGCAUGUCUGCUGGAGAUAGAGGGGGAGUGGCUGAUCUUAUUGCUAGCAUAAAGAUCUCCAAGAUUCCUAUCAUUUGCAUCUGCAAUGAUCGUUACAGUCAAAAGCUAAAGAGUCUUGUCAAUUAUUGUUUGGCACUCAACUUCAGGAAACCUACCAAACAACAGAUGGCUAAAAGGUUGAAGCAAAUUGCAGAUGCUGAAGGCCUCCAAAUUAACGAGAUUGCUCUCGAAGAACUUGCAGAAAGAGUAAGUGGAGAUAUGCGUAUGGCAAUAAAUCAAUUGCAGUACAUGAGCAUCUCUCAGUCGGUAAUCAAUUAUGAUGAUAUAAGAAAGCGCCUUCUUAGUAGUGCAAAAGAUGAAGAUAUUUCUCCCUUUACAGCUGUUGACAAGCUCUUUGGUUUCAAUGGAGGGAAGUUGCGGAUGGAUGAGAGAAUUGAUUUAAGCAUGAGUGAUCCUGACUUAGUUCCCCUUAUUGUUCAGGAAAAUUAUAUCAAUUAUCGGCCAAGUUCUAUUGGCAGGGAUGACAAUGGUGUUAAAAGGAUGAAUUUGCUUGCACUGGCAGCUGAAUCUAUUGGGGAUGGGGAUAUAUUCAAUGUUCAAAUAAGAAGAUACCGCCAGUGGCAGCUAUCACAAUCUAGUUCAUUUGCAUCGUGUAUAAUUCCUGCAGCUCUCAUGCAUGGGCAGCGGGAGACCCUUGAGCCGGGAGAGCGUAACUUCAACAGAUUUGGUGGAUGGCUAGGUAAAAAUUCAACAACGGGAAAGAAUUUGAGACUUCUGGAUGAUGUUCAUAUGCACUUUCUUUCAUCCCAAGAAGCUAGGUUGGAUAGGGAAACAUUGCGGCUUGAAUAUUUUACUCUUCUGUUGAAGCAGCUUACAAAUCCUCUUCAAGUGAUGUCUAAGGAAGUUGCUGUUCAGAAAGUUGUAGAAUUCAUGGAUGCUUAUUCUUUAAAUCAAGAGGAUUUUGAUACAAUUGUGGAGCUAUCAAAGUUUAAGGGGCAUCCUAAUCCAAUGGAUGACAUUCAACCAGCUGUAAAAUCUGCACUGACCAAAGCAUACAAGAAAGGAAGUGACUCCCGGGUUGUGCGUUCAGCAGAUUUGAUUGUUCUUCCCGGCUUGAAGAAAGCUCCCAAAAAACGCAUAGCAGCAAUCUUGGAACCUGUAGGCAAUGGUUUAGCGGAAGAGAAUGAAGAAGCUGUAGAGGACAAUGAGGAAGAGAAUUCUGAUGCGGAAGAUGCUGAUGAUCUUGCUGCUAGCAUUGAGACAGAGCAGAAACCGCAGCUUGAUCUUCUAAGCAAUAAACCAAAAGGAAUGCAAGUGCAGCUCGAUUUGAAGAGCAACGGGAAGUCAAACGCGAAGAAGACACCUGCUAGCAAAUCAAGGAGUUCAGGGCCUGCUGAGAAGCAGGCACAAGGUUCUGGAGGUAGAAAGAGGAAGAGAUGAAAAAUGAUCUGCCUAUGUUUGGGCUGGUCGGACCUUCAAGUUUUGGAUGUGUAUAGAAGUCGUCAGAUCAAACAAACAAACUACUUUUCACAUUUUCCUAGUAGUAAGCUAUGGUUAUGUUGCUCUUGGAUUAGUAACUUGUUCACAUCUUUUUUACAUCCGUAACUACCACCCAAUGUUUUAAUAGGCUGUAUGCCUUCAAGCAAUUCAUUGAACUUACAAAUGUAGUCAAUUCGAUUUUAAAAUCUCGGGCAAAA